UUUUGAUUGGAUUAACCUAUAAAGUUUGUUUAUAUACAUUUUUGAAUUUCCUUAUUUUAAAUUUAAAUUAACUUUCACCUUUUUUAGGCAAAUGAUUCAACAAUGAAGGCGUAAUAUUAAGUAAUAAAUGACUCGUAGGCGAUACAUUUUAGGAUAACUUUUUUUUUCAAAUCAUUAACUAUGGAGUCUUGCAUUUUAACAGUAUUCCUAGUUUUAAUACAAAAAAUCUCAUGUGAUAAUUUCUCUAGUAUUAAUCUACCAUUAGAACACAUUCCGUACUAUUUUACAAAGUUUCCCGACGUUGCCGCAAAGUGCCAAAACGACCCCGAAUGUCCCUAUAAAGACCACAUUCAAACCAAACAUUGGGGUUACGAGUUCAACGUUGAAUGGGGCCAGCAGUAUUCAGUGCCAGACUGUCCUGGAGACCACAAAGGUUGGGUACAAACAAAAUUCGAUCAACAAAACACAUUUUACACUCAAGGCGAUUUCGGUUUUGUGAAACAACAAGCGCUCGAAAUGAAAGUGAUUUGCGAGCCCCUUUUUCCUCAUGACAGUAUUUUGGAAUGUUCCGAUCACAUGCGCUAUUGCAGAGGAAGGAAUUUAAUGAUUAAUUUCACUAGUUUAGCCAACAGACAGGAACCUAUUAGGUAUAAAAUGGAUGUGCUAAGCAAAGGAGAUAUAGGGGGCUAUUGUGAUUUGAAGGAGGAUGAAAUUGAAAAACAAGCUGAUCAUAUAAGCGCCUUGCAAAGCUGGGGACCUGAAAUUAGGUAUUUUACUAAAUUGGAUGAUAGGCCUAUUGUGAAAGGAGUUUGUGAUGUCGUUAUAGAAAGGCCUACUUAUAUUAUGAAGAUAGAUGCUACAGUAAACAUGUACCAUCACUUCUGCGACUUUCUCAACCUCUAUGCUUCGCUUCACCUAAAUAAUCAACCAGACGCCUUUUCAACUGACAUCAAUAUUUUAAUAUGGGAAACCUUCACUUACCGUUCACUAUUCCAAGAAACAUGGAAAGCUUUCACAACUCGAGAACUGUGGGAUCUGAAAACGUUCAGAGGCGAAACUGUGUGUUUCAAAAACGUAUUUUUCCCAUUAUUACCAAGAAUGAUUUUUGGGUUAUAUUAUAAUACCCCUUUGAUUUACGGUUGCAAAAAAAGUGGACUGUUCCAUGCCUUUUCCAAACACAUUUUGCACCGUUUGCAAAUUCCUAUUUAUCCUAGAGUAAAUAGGAAAGUUAGGGUGACUUUAUUGUCAAGGGACACUAAAUACAGAAGGAUUUUGAAUGAAGAUAAACUAAUGGAAGUUAUAGAGGAUAAUGAAGAUUAUGAAAUCCAAAGGGUUGUUUACAAUAAGGACAUUCCAUUUAAAAAGCAACUGGAAAUAACUGCCAACACUGACGUUUUAGUGGGGAUUCACGGAGCUGGACUUACACAUUUAUUGUUUUUGCCUGAUUGGGCUUCAGUAUUUGAAGUGUAUAACUGUGAAGAUGCAAAUUGCUACUCAGAUUUAUCGAGAUUAAGAGGAGUGCAUUAUGUUACUUGGAAAGAUAGUGAUAAACUUACAUCAGAGACUGAUGGUUCACAUAAAGGUGGCGCACAUGCAAAAUUUGCAAAUUAUUCAUUUGAUGUGAAGGAGUUUCAAAGAUUACUCAAAGAAGCCACUGAUCAUGUCAAAAAGCAUCCACAAUUUAAUGAAUAUGUGGAUGAAAGUAAACAAUAUGGACAUGAUGAAUUGUAAGAGUGACUUUCUAAAAAUAUUUUAAAGUGAUAUUCAAAUCAGGGUAAUAAGAAUCCUAUAACAUAAAGCUUUUUUUUGGUUUUUGAGAUUAAGAACCAAUUGUAGAACCCUUUGAAGAAUCCGAGGGGUAAACCACCUUGGAAAAUAUGUACAGUCUUGAACAAUGAAAAUACUCCCCUAUUGCUUGCUUAACUAUCACUACUUGGCUGGGUACCUGUAAUUCUUAUCUCUUCGGUUUUACAACCUUAUAUUUCUUUUGAUAUAUAGAAAUAUGAGGUCUUAAAACCGAAGAGAUAAGAAUGACAGGUACCCAGCCAAGUAGUGAUAGUUGAGUGAGCAACAGGGGAGUAUUUUCAUUGUCCAGGACUGUACACCAGAAUCCCACUUCUAACGGAAUCCUACUGAAAUCCCACUCAAUCCUACUGGAAUUUGUAUUGGAAUUCCAUGGGAAAAGAAUAAAAUUUUGGACUAAUGGAAUAAUCGGAAGUUUUUUCUCACAUUUAGGUAUGAAAAAAUGAUUAAAAUCUACAUAAAUCACUUGUGCAAAGUACUUCUAAUGAUCACAGUGAUUUGAAACUUCCAGGAUUUGUGAAUUAAAGUUUCCUUUUUGUGGAAAAGUUAAUUUGAAGUUGAUUUGAAGCUUCCAACUAAAUUUGUAAGAUUUUUCUCACAUAAAUGCAUGUAAAAAUAAUUAAAAUCACUUGUGCAAAAUACUUCUAAUGAUCACAGUGACUUGAAACUUUCAGGAAUAAUGAAUAAAAGCCUUUUUCAUUUGGAAAACUUAAUUUAAAGUUCAUCUGAAGCUCCAAAUCAAAGUUUGAAAAACUGUCAAAAUGUGCUGAAACUUGGAGAGUUUUUGAAUUAAUGAGUGAAAAUUCUGAAUCAAAAAUGAAUGAGUUAUUGAACUCAAUAAUAAGUCGCUCUGAUAUAAAAAUGAGGAACUUCAGAAUCUGGAAUUCCACUGGAAUCCCAGAUGCUUGUACGCUAUAAUUCCAAGAUGGUUUACUCUUCGGAAGAACCUAAUGAUCUGUUAUGUGUCAUAUUUUUCUACCUCUAGUCUUAUACAUACAGUUUUUUAAAGAUUUUAAUGCUCAAAAUUGCACUUGAAAUGUAACUAGUGUUUAUUGAAAUAUUUGUAGAAUCUUUGUAUAACUUUUUUAGAUCUGAUUGUCAUAUUUUUCUUAUAAUCAAAUUUUUAUGUAAUUUUCUAACUUUAAUUUAUAAUUAAAAAAGAAAAACUACUUCCCUUAACUCCAGAAUUUUUAUUAAAAACAAUAAACAGCUUAAAAAAAAAGAUAAAUUAAUACAAGUUAACAUUUCAUUAAUUUUAAUUAAAUACAAAAAUUAUACAUUGUGGCUCAAACUAAAAAGGAAUCUACAUUUUUACUUUUUUUUACUCCAAUAAAAGCGAAACUGUACAAAAAUAAGGAUAAUAUACUCGUCAUAUAUUCUACCUAGAUUAUAAAGAGGCAACAUCAAUGACUUGAAAAGACUCAAUUUUGAAAGACUGUAGAAGUACUGCAAGAAUUCAAAGUUGCCAGAAAAUUUACAUGAGUUUGAAGUUUCUAAGGCUUUUGAUUUAAAGUCAUUAAAGAUUCCAAAGGCUUUGAAGUUCUUAGAGAUUUCGAAGUGUCUUGAGGAUCAUAGCCUUAAAGUAGAAACUCCAAAAAUUCUAAAUACACAUCAGGAAAGUCUUUAAAGAUUCUCAAGACAUAAUGAUUUUAGGCUGAAGCCUCUGUUGAUGUAAGACUAAAGCCAAUUCUAACAACGCCAAAACUACAAGAAAACAAUGAUUUUGUCAGAUUUUUAAUUGUCCUUGAAGACCCAAAGAUUGUCAACACUUUGCCUUAAAGCUCAUGAACUAAGACUAAAACUAAAACUUUGAAUCAAAGACCUAUUUUUCAAGAUUUUAGAAGGAUGACUCUAUAUAACUACUUGGUAGAUUUAAGUCCUAAGACUGAAGCUUCUGAGGAUUCUAAAGUCCAAAAAAAAACUACAAAUUUCAAAGAUUUACAUGCUCUUAACUUGAAGCCACUAAAUAUUCACAAAUCUUGAAGAAUUCAAUGAAUUUGAGUGGCUGGUAAUCAAAAGCCUCUGCAGAAGACUUCAUGAACUAAAAGAAUGCGACUCUAAAAACUUUGGAUAAAACACUGCAGACUUUGAUUUGAAGACACGGAAAACUUAAGUCUCAAGACUGCAUCUGAAGAUUCUAAAGUUACUAAAAAACCUACAAAUUUCAAAACUUAAUUUAAGACUUUGAAUUAAAAAGAUCUGACAGACUGAGGUCUUUGAAGAUUCUGACAGCUAUAAAGACACCUUAUUUAUUUUACAAAAAUCUAAAAAUUAAUGCUGGCAUUUUGAUUUCUAUAUACAAAUAAAUACAUUUCUACAAAAUAUCGUCAAAAACACUCCCGUUCAAAACUUCAACUUCCACUCUUUCAAAUACAGCCCAAACACUACACCACAAUUAAUCAGCAUAUACACAACAAGUAUCAACAAAGCAUUAGCGUUACUCACAAGUUUGGUAUUUGUCGAUAAAUUAACAAACCCAGUUAGUACGUUCCCUACUAGAAAAAAAACCAGCCCGUUGUAGUUGACUGCCUCGUAAAGAUAGGGCGAACAAACGUAAUGCCGCAAUUUGUGCCGGAACAAAUAUUUUUCGGCGUUUUCGGCCAAGUAAAACAACCAAGUCAUCAAAAUGCCUAUAAAGAGUAUCCAGAAAAUGUAACCGGCGUUCGCCAGACGUCUGGACACUUGGAAAUGUUGAUUACAAAAAAAAGUCAGAGUCAAUGUUAUUGCAGUACUCAAGAAAAAUUUAACGCUGGCUUUUCUAUAGUUUUUCUCUUGUUGCUUGAUAACAUAAGCAAAAUAAACUGAAUGCAAAUACAAAGCUACAUAUCCUAUAGUUGAAACUAUACCUUCCUUAUUGGCAUCUAAAAAAUUAUUUCUAAUAUCUGACUGAAACACCCAUUGUUUAAAUGACAUUUGCAAUAAAGUUUCAUGAGCAAAUGUUAGCAUUGAGGCAUUUAAAAAAAUAUAUUUUACGUUGAUAACAUUGAGUAUACAUGAAGAGAAAAUUUUUGUAAAAGCUAAAGUUAUAAAAAAAUUCCAAUGGACACCAUAUUCAGAGCUAGACACUUUGUAGUGAGUCAGUUUAGUUGAAACUAGCCUCAAUAAGCCUAUUAUUAUUAGUAUUGCUGAACCUCUUAUUGAAUUUUGUAUGGAAUCUUUUUUACCUUUAACUUCGGGUGCUACAAUUGCAUUGGCAAAUACGUACAACCCAACACCUACAUCCAUAAGACUGAAACCAGUCAAAUGUGUUUUUGAAUAUUUACUAGGAAACACUUUAAAAUCGACAGCCAAAAUCGCUAUCACAGAAAUCAAAUUAAUUGUGGCACGGACAUUAGUAAUAUAAUCCUUUUUAUUUGACGUUAUACUCUUUGGAGCUUUAAUGCUCUUUUUUCUUUUACAAUAAAUAUAAACCAAAGAAAUAAUCAAGUGCAUGCCCAAUAUGAAACACGAUAUAAUGACGACGUUUGUUACAUAAGGUGAUAGUAUGGUGACGUUUAAUAUGAUAGGUAUUACUAUUACAACAAAUUCUGCAAAGAAUAUGGAGGUUUUACUUUGUAGCGGUAACAAAAGGGUGGACAGCAGGACUGCUAUGAUCAUGUAGAAAAAUGACGGCAGGACCAGCAGGAUUGUUUCCGUUGCGUUUUGGGCGUUGUUUGUGGUC
This is a messenger RNA of Ceutorhynchus assimilis (cabbage seed weevil), 5464 nucleotides long. NCBI's taxonomy places the organism in Eukaryota, Metazoa, Arthropoda, Insecta, Coleoptera, Curculionidae. The record is from the annotation of a GenBank genome assembly.